GACGGAGCAAGACAGGGAAGGAGGGGGCAGCGGGGCCUCCGCAGCAGCGAGGCUUGGCGGGGCCGCCGGGGCAGAGAGCAGCCCCGGUGCGCCAGCGGCUCCCCAACCGCGGCGCUUUCCGAGGGGCAGCGACAGGGACUGUGCUGCUGAUAAACACCUUGCCUCCAGUAACCCUCAGAAUCUCUCAUGGAAAGGAUGAUGGUCUCCAGUUUACAGAUGGGGAAACUGAAGCUCAGAAGAGGGAAUGGAUCAGCUCAAGGUCAACAGUAAGCGGCAGACUCAGCAUUGGAACCCAGGUCUGACCAGAGAGGCAUGCAAAGGAUUAACAUUUACUGAGCACCUACAGUGUGCCAGGGCCUUUACACACAUACUCACAAAAACCCUUCAUCUGAAGUGCUAUUGUCCCCAUUCUAUAGAUGAGAGAGUGAAAGCCCAGAGCCGGAGGAGACCGAGACUGGUCUGCGGUCACACGAGUGACAGAGCUAAGGAUGAAACCUCGACCUGCUUAAUGCCAAGCGCAGGGUGAUACUGUCGCUGCUCGUCCAGGGAACACACUCGGAGAACUACGGGUCUGCAGUGAUUCUCCCAGCAAUGCCAGGUGGUAAAUAAGUAUCACUAUCCUCGUUUUGCUGCGGACGAAACAGGGUCAGAGUGCUGGAGUGUCCGAGAUCCCAGAGUAUACUUCUGGGAUACGAACAUCCAAGUUUGUCUGGAAAGAGGAGGCAUCCUGCAUGAACACUUUCCCAGGUGCCAGGACAUCCUGCCAUUCAACCACUUUCAUAGUCCUCCAAGACCGCUGCACUGCAGCCAUGGUGAGCGAGUCCCCCGGGGACGGGGCCAGAGUCCCCUGGCGGCGAAGCGACGAGGCGCUGCGCGUGAACGUGGGCGGCGUGCGGCGGCGGCUCAGCGCGCGCGCCCUGGCGCGCUUUCCGGGCACGCGGCUGGGCCGCCUGCAGGCCGCGGCGUCUGAGGAGCAGGCGCGGCGCCUGUGCGACGACUACGACGCCACGGCACACGAGUUCUACUUCGACCGGCACCCGGGCUUCUUCCUCGGGCUGCUGCACUUCUACCGCACCGGCCGCUUGCACGUGCUCGACGAGCUGUGCGUCUUCGCCUUCGGCCAGGAGGCUGAUUACUGGGGCCUGGGCGAGAGCGCGCUGGCCACGUGCUGCCGCGCGCGCUACCUGGAGCGGCGCGUGGCGCGGCCGCGCGCCUGGGACGAGGACAGCGACGCGCCGAGUAGCGUGGACCCGAACCCCGGCGAGAUCUCCGACGUGCAGCGCGAGCUGGCGCGCUAUGGCGCGGCGCGUUGCGGCCGCCUGCGCCGCCGCCUCUGGCUCACCAUGGAGAACCCGGGCUACUCACUGCCCAGCAAACUCUUCAGCUGCGUCUCCAUCGGCGUGGUGCUCGCCUCCAUCGCCGCUAUGUGCAUCCACAGCCUACCUGAGUACCAGGCCCGCGAAGCAGAGGCCGCCCUGGCUGCGGUGGCCGCGGGCCGCAGCGCGGAAGAGGCGCGCGACGACCCUGUGCUGCGGCGCCUGGAGUACUUCUGCAUCGCCUGGUUCAGCUUCGAGGUGUCGUCGCGCCUCCUGCUGGCGCCCAGCACGCGUAAUUUCUUCUGCCACCCACUGAACCUCAUCGACAUCGUGUCUGUGCUGCCUUUCUAUCUCACGCUGGUGGCUGGGGCGGCUCUUGGCGGCCAGGGAGGCGCGGGCGGCGAGGAGCUCGGCUACCUGGGCAAGGUGGUGCAGGUGUUCCGCCUCAUGCGCAUCUUCCGCGUGCUCAAGUUGGCGCGCCACUCCACUGGGCUGCGAUCGCUGGGCGCCACGCUCAAGCACAGCUACCGCGAGGUGGGCAUCUUACUGCUGUACCUGGCCGUGGGUGUGUCCGUGUUCUCCGGCGUGGCCUACACAGCCGAGAAGGAGGAGGACGUAGGCUUCGACACCAUCCCGGCCUGCUGGUGGUGGGGCACCGUGAGCAUGACCACCGUGGGCUACGGAGACGUGGUGCCGGUGACGGUGGCCGGCAAGCUGGCAGCCUCGGGCUGCAUUCUAGGGGGCAUCCUGGUGGUCGCCCUCCCCAUCACCAUCAUCUUCAACAAGUUCUCCCAUUUCUACCGGCGCCAGAAGGCUCUGGAAGCUGCCGUGCGCAACAGUGACCACCGGGAGUUUGAGGACUUGCUGAGCAGCGUGGAUGGGGUGUCAGAGGGGUCUCUGGAGACAUCCCGCGAGACCUUCCAGGAGGGAAGGUCUGCAGACCUGGAGGUUUCGGACCCCAGUGGGCCUCCAAACGCUCAGAUUUAUUAAAACCAGGGCUCCAUGUCCCCCUUCCCACACGCCUACAGUCAGCUGCAGCAGAGAUUCUUCCCCUGCGUAAGUUCUUCAUGGUCGCAUGACCACUCGGGAUCAUUCACGCUGGCCUGAGAAGUGACCCCCAGAGGCUGGGUCCCUUCCUCCAAAGGCCCAGGGCAGGAUAGUGUUACCCUAGAUUGUGUGAGCCUGGAGAGUGACCCAGAGACCUUUAUAAACAAACCUCCAAGCCAUCUAGGAAACAGCAUGAGCAAGAGGGAGAAAGCUGAAAGGAUGCUAACAGUUCCUAAGCACCUGCUGUCUGUUAACCAGAUCAUAUUUGGUCCUAUGUUGCAGGAUAAGAAUUAUCCCCAUUUCACAGUGGAGUAAACUGAGGCUCAGAGAGGUGCAUUGACUUGCCCAGAUGUCACGCAUCUAGGAGUCAGGUUUGGAAUGUGUGCUUGUGGGCCUGCCCAAACAAUGUUCCUCCCAACCUGUCUUCUGCCCUCACAAAGUUCGCGUGGGGUUUCCGUGGGUUCAUGGAUCCCUGGAGUUGAUCCUUAGAGUUAGAAUCCUAUGUUAAGCUUGGGAAAGGACCAGACGGGAUUCAGAUAUAGGGAGCCCUAGACCUCAGCUGUGGUUCUUUUCCAGGAGCUUCCAACAGGAGUCAGCUCUCCAAGGUGAGGUCUGGGAGGAAGGAAGAGGUUGCUGCCUCCUUAGCUGAUGCAUGAGAUUUGCUGAGCAGGAAUCCUGUAGCUUCCUCCCAGGGCUGGCUUGAGAUACGGAUAAAGGGGCCCUGGCCUGAGACCGGAAGUCUAGACCCAGCUAUGGGACCUGAUACGUGAAACAAGUCCUUGCCCCAUCUCCGGAUUUCAGCCCAUCUGCCAAAUGAUCAUAGUCUGGGCCCAGAGGGAGAUGAAAGCCAAAUGGAGCAGGGGAGGCACUGAUUUCAAGCUAGCUUGGCUCUGAAAUGUUGGUGGCAAGGAGCUGCCAGUGCAUGGACACCUGUCCCCCAACCCUGGGUCCCCCUAGUCUGACCUUGGCAGUUUCUGUCUGCCCAGCAGGCAGACCUCGAACCGUACCUUGAGUUAUCAUCCAGACACAUGCUCGAGAUUCCCGUCCCUUUUGGCCAGCUCCAGCCCCCUCCUCCUUGCUGGGGGCAUAUCUCGUGUGCCCACCUACUGAAUCCUCUGUUUACUUGCUAGAAAAGUUGGGAGGAAGGGUCCCCAUAGCCCUUCCACAUACUGUCGCCACCACUGUAUUGUCAUUGCUGGAUUAGCUGUUUGUCCCAUCACUCUGAGCUUCAAGAUGGAUGACACUGUCUGGUUGAACCCAGACAGUGGUGUAGGUAUUUAGGAAAUGUUGAAUAGAUCAACCAGUUCAUAUGGCUAGUGUGCGCCGAGCACUGCGGAGAGAGAGGCAAGUGCCAGGGAGAGACCUUGCCCUUAAGAGAGUGGUGGUAAGAAUGAAAAGGAGGUCCUUUCACUUUUGCCUCCCUCUUCUUCCUUGCUUUUUGAGGCUUUUACAAUGAUUUCCUUGUCGAGUCUUCAUUCACUCCUUCAACAAAUAUCCACUGGAAAAGUCAUAAGCUGGCGCUUCACCUGUGGCCUGAAGACAGGUUUUGUUUUAGCGGAACAGUAUUUUUAGAGUGUUUUAAAACUUUGAAUGCCUUUGGGGGAGGCGUGCACAGUUCCCGAUCGCGCCCCCGCCCCCCACACACAGCCGCUCCUGUGUUAGCCCCACCAUUUCUCAGAUUUACUUUACCCACUGGCCUGUGAUUUAUUGACUUCUUACUAGGUUCGAGAGAUAACAGUGUCAAGCCAAAUAUAUAAUCCUACAUCCCUGUGUCCUGAAGCUUACAGACUAGUAGGGAGACGGAUUUUAAUCCAUUCAUUACAUAAAUAUGUAAUAAUGAGCUCUCCUAAGUGUAGGGAAUUAUAAGCAUGUAUAAUGAAUGUCAUAGGGACCAUUAACCAAGGUCAGAGAAGACUUUCCUGAGCAAGUGACAAUUGAACCUGCCAUCAUAUGGGUAAACAGUGAUUAGCCAAUGGGGGUGCCAGGGAAGCAGUGUAUUCCAAGCAGAGGGAACAGCAUGUGUGGAGGCCUCAUGUUUUACACAGGGCCUGGCACAUAGUAAGCUUCCACAUGUAGAUGGAUUCCCGUCUCCAGAUUGGAGCAGAGACUGGAGCUAAGCCAAGCGGCUGCUCGUGAAUUGACCACAUCUGUGCACCACCAGCCCUCCUGCACGCUCACCUUGUCACGUCCAGGUCCAGCUCUGCCCACAUUGGGGCACGGACCAGGAGGGCUGCAUGCACCGCCCUUAUGGUCUUGCUGACCAUACAAAGGAGCCAGUUAGCUUCCAGACAUUCUGACCCCACAGACAAAUCCCUAAAGCUGGUGUGGGGAAAGCUCCCGGGGGAAUCGUCUGGCUUGCAUCCAUCAUGAGGUUGUGUGUGGUCCUGGCAGAAAAACAGCAACUCACUCCCACUCCCAUGUAGCAGUGAAAGCCACUAUGCAAAUAAAGAGGCUGGGCCCACAGACCUGUUUCUGCCUGUA
Messenger RNA from Rhinolophus ferrumequinum (greater horseshoe bat), 4844 nucleotides. RefSeq names its product potassium voltage-gated channel modifier subfamily S member 1 (gene KCNS1). The coding region runs from base 732 to 2306 and encodes 524 amino acids. Gene Ontology annotation, biological process: protein homooligomerization; regulation of delayed rectifier potassium channel activity; potassium ion transmembrane transport. Gene Ontology annotation, molecular function: protein binding; delayed rectifier potassium channel activity. The record is from RefSeq and is a predicted model, not a curated record. Gene Ontology annotation, cellular component: membrane; voltage-gated potassium channel complex. The transcript has 5 exons. NCBI's taxonomy places the organism in Eukaryota, Metazoa, Chordata, Mammalia, Chiroptera, Rhinolophidae.